CUUCCCUUUUUUUUUUUUUCCUUUUUGUUUCAUCGAUAUUACUUGAUCAAUAAAUAAGUAAAUAAAAUUAUAUAUUAGUUUGAUUCAUACUCCCACGGUCAUGAAAAGUAUUAUCAAGUAUUCACCAUUGUCCUAUGAAUGCACUGACCAAUCUAACCAGCAACAACAAAAGUCAACAACUAAACGAGUCCGGUUAAAGAGAAGAGUUCGUAUUAUGUUUGAAGACGACGACAGCGACAGUGCCACAUUAAUCUCUGACGAUGAAGAAGAAUUUGACGAGGAUAAUAGCAACAACAAGGACGACAUUGAUAUUGAGAUUGAAGACGAUGACGAAGAGGAAGAAGAAGAAGAAGAAAGUGAUGAUGACGACGAUGACGAUGAAAUGGAUACUGACUAUAUUGAUACUAAUGACGAGGAAGGAAAUAGUGACAUACAUGACAAUAAUGACAACACUGACGAUGACGACGACGACGACGACGAAAUGGACAUUGGUGCCUUAUUUAGUGACGAUUUUGGUCCUUUACAGUUUAGGGAUCCAAACGACAAACGAUUUUUAUUGGGAUUUGAAUUACGACACUUUGAAUUGGAUUCAGAACUUGGUCUUGAUAACAUCAAUCUAAGAGCCGAAGAAACAACCCCUGAAGAUGUCUCAUUGAAUGACAACUUGGCUGAAGGCUUGGUCAAUGCUUUACUGAAUAGUUCUUCUCCUGAUGAUAAAAAAAAAGGAAAUGCAAUGUUACGGAAACUCAAAGGUAUGGAGCCUAAACCAUUUAAUCAAACCAUCAAGAAAGAGAUGAAGAAAAAUAAAUCAACAAAUAAACAAAGCACAUCAAAAAGCAACAUUGGCAAUAUCAAAAAGAAAUAUGUUAGACCAACUCGACAGAGACAAAAAGGAAAAUCACACUUGCUUCAAAUGGAUUCUGGUGAAUAGGAUAGUCUGGAUACAUUUAGCACUUCUUUUUUUUUUUUUCAUUAUAUCCCAAUACUCUCUAUCAAUUCUACCUUCUUCCGAUCCUAUAUAUACAAUCAAUACCAAUAGAUUAGCAUCGUUUAGCAUUCUUACUCUUCAAUAAAAAUAAAAACAUAAAAGAUCGUGUUUUAUUGAAUAUGAUUUUUCUCUUGUUCUAUACCGA
Halteromyces radiatus is the source of this 1133-nucleotide messenger RNA. RefSeq lists its product as uncharacterized. Lineage: Eukaryota; Fungi; Mucoromycota; Mucoromycetes; Mucorales; Cunninghamellaceae. The coding region runs from base 101 to 931 and encodes 276 amino acids. The record is from RefSeq and is a predicted model, not a curated record. The transcript is spliced from 4 exons.